Messenger RNA from Ectocarpus sp. CCAP 1310/34, 378 nucleotides. NCBI's taxonomy places the organism in Eukaryota, Phaeophyceae, Ectocarpales, Ectocarpaceae. The record is from the annotation of a GenBank genome assembly.
AUGUGGAGGGCCAUAAUGGCGCCGGGGAAGUCGCUGCAUGAGAUCGCCCUCACCGCGCGCGAGUCUAGCGACAACCUGUCCGCCCUGUCUAAGCACACCUACGGCAAGCUCUUCACCUGGAUCGUCGCCUUCAUCAACCGCUGCCACCAGCGGCAUGUCCGCGGCGUCAUCCUCAACAAAGGAGCAGCCGAACUUGCUGGGAUCGAUGACGACGAAGUCAAGCGGUCCUCGUUCAUCGGCAUCUUGGACAUCUUUGGUUUCGAGAUCAUGGAGACCAACAGCUUCGAGCAGCUGUGCAUCAACUUCGCCAACGAGGUCCUGCAGCGGCAGUUCAACCAACACAUCUUCGUGCUGGAGCAGGCAAGCGGGGUUGGAUGA